UUCUAGUCAUAAAGUAGUCGCCAACAGCAUGUUGAAAACUAUAUCGAUUGGUGUUCUUAUCGCCCUCAGUGGGGCCAUCAUUGCAGAAGGAAAACCUGUCCUUAUUAAGGUUUUCGCUCCCAGCGGUGGCUACUCCAGUGCCAGUUACCAAAAUACAGUGGGAGCAUCGCCUUUCACCAGUCAGCUUAUCUCUGGUCUUAUCUCAUCAAAAAUUCAACUGUUGAACAGCGUGCUACAGACCAAGUCUUCUUCCGGGGGGUUCCGUAUUGGUUUCAAUAAGUCUGUCAAUUUAUUUGGCCCCACAAGCGCCACGAGCACCACCGAAAGGCCUGUGACACACCAUACCACCGAGGUAAACACAGACUUUACUCCGGAUGAAUCUAGUAGGACUACUCAACUUUUUUACUCGACAACAACAGAAAGUUUUGUCGAAACGCCGAUCCCCACAAUACAUCCCGAGCCACCAGCCACUACCACUUCAGUGAUCCCAAUAGAGAGCACCACAUCCGUAACACAACCACCCAUCUUGACGACACCAAAACCUGGAUACUCCUAUCGCACCCCCAUUUCCCCCACCAAUUAGUUCGGUGAAAAUCUAUUUUUUGUCAACUCAAAUAACGCAGCCCCAGCAAUGUUCGCAAAUGAGUAAAUUUCUAUAAUUAAGUGACUAAUUUGCGAUGAAUUGGGAGAACUGUUUCUUAAGUUAAUCCAGGUAUAGAUAAAGCGGAAGCUAUUCAAGGCUUGUCGCACAUUGUUCAUUUUCACAUCAAAGAGCUCUGUGCGAUUGUUGUCUGACAAGUCAUGGGGAUUAUUAGCAUAGAAACUGGUUUUUAGAGAAUUAUGUGGGCUACAAGGGAAGUGUUAAAUGUUUCAUUAACCACUUUUCAAGUUUUACAGGCAGAUUCUAGCGCCCGUUCCAAGUCGCAUCUGCAAAUGACUUGGUUCAAGGCAAACGAAUUUCUUUGUCUGGGGCAUAACAAUCAAUUCCGCAGAUCUGUAUGUUAUUAAAUAUUUUACAGUGUUUGGCAAGUUAGUAUCUAUCAUCGAAUUACUUAUUUACAUUUCAACUAAUAUAUAAAUGGUUUAAAUUUAAUAUAUCAGCAGUAUAUCUGCUAUUAAUUAUAAAGAAGAGAGAAUGUUAUAGUAGUGUGAAUGCGAGGGGAAAUAUCAUAAUUUUUCUGGGAUAUGGGUGGAUAUUGGGGAAUGAAAAGAAAAAAAAGGUUAAUUGGGCGUGGCCGGUUCGGCGGCUUUAGGGCGUUUAUAUGGGCGUGGCAAAAAGAUUCUUGCAAAUCGAUUAAAAUUUACAGGACUAAAAAAAUUAUGAAAAAAUAUUAAGCAAUUUUUCAAAAGUGUGGACGUGACCCUUUUGGAUGUUUUUUAGGUGAAAGGCGUGGCCAGUGUUUUUGGUAAACAGAUAAAAAUUGUCAAGGCAAAUAAUAAAACGAAGAAAAUCUAAACAUUUUUCAAAAGUGUGGGCGUGACAACUUUCUGCGCCUUUGGGGCGUUAGAGUGGUCGUGGCAAUCAGUUAUGUAGAAAUUUACAGGACUAAUAAAAUUAUGAAAAAAU
Drosophila melanogaster (fruit fly) is the source of this 1567-nucleotide messenger RNA. RefSeq lists its product as uncharacterized. The transcript is spliced from 2 exons. The record is from RefSeq and is marked reviewed. Lineage: Eukaryota; Metazoa; Arthropoda; Insecta; Diptera; Drosophilidae. Bases 29 to 583 code for a protein of 184 amino acids.